CAGUAAACCUUUCUUGACUACACUGCAUUCUAUAAUGGAAAAUUCAAAAUGGCUGGAACCCGUGAUUCGAUACUUGAAAGCAGGGCCAAGAUUUCAAAUCUCCGAACGUUGUCCAUCGAUUCGUCCUUUGGAGAAAAACACCGUGAUGCACAUUAAACUGCUGCAGCUUUGUCAAAAUGCAGUCAAUAUUGACAACAGUCUGCUCUACGAAGUAGCGGUUGUCGAAGAUCACUUACAUCCGAUAAGGUUAGAUUUGGAUGAAUAUUGCGCAGUUGAUAUGGAUAUGCAAGUCGAACAGAAAUCAAGUGAGAUAUUGGUUGAUAAUCGGAGUGAGGAGUUCGCGCGCUCGAAUAUUGAUUACGAGCAGGAUCUUAUUACUCGGGAGCAGCAAAGAAUUGCAAACUUGCCAAAUGAAGAAGAACGAGUAAAACCUUGUGCUGCUCUAGAUAGAAGAAUAAAAAUCCAUCAGAUGAAAUCUCUGCGCUCGAUAUCUCGUAUAACUAAAAUUCCAGCUCUCACCGUUGGCCUAAACCCCAUCGAGCAUCACAUGAGUUUUUCUAUACACAGAACUAAAUCUGGCAACAACGGAUACUUAGAUAAAAUUUCCACUAUUCACGAAGAACGGCUAACCUACGAUAAGAAGCUUCACGAUGCUCAGUUCUACGUCCUCCAGAAGCUGUUCGAGGGAAGAAGCAGUAUCAAUGUCCGCACACUGAGUAUUGACUCCAUCGGCAUUCUCCGUAUACCUUCCAACUUGAAUUUGAAGUUUCAAGGUUUGGGCUGCUAUGAAUAUGAACCUGACAAAAUUUUGAAAGCGCUUUGUCCGUUUUUUACAACAUCCAGCUUACCACUAAAAUGGUUGCGAAUAUGUUCAGUGCCAGAAAUUCCAAACCCAAUUGUCAACAGUGCUAAAGAACUGUUUCUUUACAAAAAAGACAGGCUGAUAACGUUGUUCAACUUGAAAGUCACUGUCUUAACCUAUGAUAUGAAGUCAGUAGAAGAGCCCGCGGAGCUCGUCGAAAAAUGGUUGACAGACGGAAAACAGAUUGGUACAGAGUUCACACUCACAGUAAUUCGAGAAAUUAAAGCAAAAAUACUGCUUGAUCAUGUGAAGAGGAAGUUCGAGAAGAGAAUCGUACGGCUGGAAGAAUUGAAUGGGGAGACUACCAGUGUCACCUUGUCGAUGAACAACUCUGCGGAGCUAGUUGUCCAAAAACAUUUUAGGACGGUGAAGUUGAAGGUCCAGUCAAGCCGUGAAGAAGAAAAAUGAUAUUAUAUGUAUAGUCUUUUAUGAUAUAAAGUGUUAAUUUU
Caenorhabditis elegans is the source of this 1311-nucleotide messenger RNA. It is a transcript of the gene fbxc-22, whose product is annotated as F-box C protein. The transcript has 3 exons. Lineage: Eukaryota; Metazoa; Nematoda; Chromadorea; Rhabditida; Rhabditidae. The record is from RefSeq and is marked reviewed. Bases 35 to 1270 code for a protein of 411 amino acids.